Messenger RNA from Drosophila novamexicana, 681 nucleotides. RefSeq lists its product as uncharacterized. NCBI's taxonomy places the organism in Eukaryota, Metazoa, Arthropoda, Insecta, Diptera, Drosophilidae. The coding region runs from base 124 to 453 and encodes 109 amino acids. The transcript is spliced from 2 exons. The record is from RefSeq and is a predicted model, not a curated record.
UUUUCAAUACUUGCUAUCCCAGUAAUUGUUCGUGCUGCACGUUAACUAACAUCCCUAGCAGCUUUACGUACGUUUACCAACACUGUUCGUAUACUGUUAGCACGCAGCUAAAGCGCUUAGGUCAUGGCUCCGUUUUCCAUCUGCUCCAAGUGCAAGGCUCGAACCCGUAAGGUUGUCAAAGAUCCAAUAACUUUGAAGGAUAUUUACCUAUGCCCCAAAUGCUGCAAGGCGAAAAAUGAAACGCAAAAUAUUGAGAAUGAACAGGACAGCAAAGAGCCGCGAAAAACGCAACUGGAACUGCCAGCGCUUGAACUGAAAAAGCUGCCACUUGCUGCCGUCGUCGGUGCUACCAGCCACAGCUCCAGUCGAAAGUGUACACCGCCCAUAAUGCAGACUGUGAUUAUAAAUGGACGCAAAUAUAUUGCCAUCAGUGCAACAGCCUCGGACAAUUAGACAAUGUACACUAUGCAGAAAAAAAAUUAAAUAAAUAACAAAACACGUGAUGACAAACAAACACUAUGACUUCCAGUGUUGGUUCGCGUACUCUCGGCAAGAGGCUGGUAUGCUGAUCACGAAUAGAACGUGCAAGCAAAAGUGUUGACAGCCAAACUCGAUGCAUGUUUGUCUCGAUUUUAUGGAAUAUGUUUCAAAAUAGUUUAAAAUAAAAUGCAUAAAAAAAAC